AUGAAGUUGCUUCCACUCCUGAUCCUAUUCACAACAAUUUUAUUCCUAAGUGCUGAGUCAGUUGCUGCCCUCAGAGGAUCAGAGAAAAAACGCAUCAAACGCCAGUACUACGGAUACAGCUAUCCAUCUUAUCAGUCUUACGGAUACAAUUAUCCAUCUUAUCAAUCUGGCAUCAAUCCACUCGGUUUGCUAAGGCGAGCAGCUUCGAUGAGCUUCUUCCCAAGUGGUGGAUGGUGGGGUCGUAAUCGCAAUGGUAAAUAG
Necator americanus (New World hookworm) is the source of this 261-nucleotide messenger RNA. RefSeq lists its product as uncharacterized. The coding region runs from base 1 to 261 and encodes 86 amino acids. The record is from RefSeq and is a predicted model, not a curated record. The transcript is spliced from 2 exons. Lineage: Eukaryota; Metazoa; Nematoda; Chromadorea; Rhabditida; Ancylostomatidae.